Molecule: messenger RNA, 4336 nt
Organism: Silurus meridionalis
Lineage: Eukaryota; Metazoa; Chordata; Actinopteri; Siluriformes; Siluridae
Gene: tecpr2
Product: tectonin beta-propeller repeat containing 2
Molecular function (GO): protein binding
Source: RefSeq, a predicted model, not a curated record
GUGAGGCAGGAUAGAAGAAGUCGUUUGGCAACAUCAACAAGAGGAGACAUGUCUGUGAUUUGUUCAUGCCUAUGCAGAAGGAUCUAAUAACCAUGGCAUCUCAACCACCCUGUCCGCCUCUGAGGGAAUUCUGCCCUCUUUACUACCUGCUCAACUCCAUCCCUGCAAAAGUUCAGAAAGGCUUCCGCUCCAUCCUCGUCUAUCUCACAGCUCUGGACAGUAACAGUGACUACAUCGCGGUGGGCAGCAGCAUCGGCAUGCUCUACCUUUACUGCAGGAGAGUAAACCAGAUGAAUAAGUACAACUUGGAGGGGAAACGUGAGGCGAUUACAGUAGUGAAGCUGCUGAGCUGCUUUGAUGACCUAGUGGCUGUCGGUACGGCUUCAGGCCGAGUUGCUCUCUUUCAGCUGGUUUCGCAGCUUCCAGGCAGAAAUAAACAGUUGAGACGCUUUGACGUAGUCGGCCUACACAAGAGCACAGUGACGACGUUAGCAUGGAGUGCUAAUGGCAUGAAACUCUUCUCUGGUGAUGAUAAAGGGAAAGUGGUUUAUUCUGCUGUGGAUCUGGACCAGGGUGUGUGCAACCCAGUGGUGCUGUUAGAAGAGCCGUCAGCUAUAGUUCAGCUGGAAUACAAUCAGAAAGUGCUUCUUAUUUCUACCUGUCAGCGCUCUCUCGUGUUUAACACCCAAGAACAAUCUCUCCAGCAGCUGGGCACCAAACCCAGAAAAAGCAAUGGCAAGUUUGGUGCCUGUUUUCAACCUGCUCUGUGCAAGCAGAGUGAUCUUCUGGUGUACGCGGCACGGCCGGGCCUUCGUCUCUGGAGAACAGAUGUGCGUGGACGCGUACAAGAGACGCAUGUACUCAAGCCGCUUUUCAACCAGGAUGUGCCUCAGUUCGAGCUCUUCCCUCGCUCAAGCCCCACCAGCGCAUUCCGGCCCACUGACAGGCAGCUUGGGCUCGUCACCUGCUUCCUCAAAGAGGGCUGGGUGCUCAGCUGGAACGAGUACAGCGUGUAUAUAGUGGACUGUACAAACCAGGUCAUUGUUGGUGGAAUGGAAAGCUGUGGAGACAUAGUGUCUGUGUCUUGCACAGAAAAUGAGAUCUUCAUUUUGAAAGGAGACAGAGACAUUAUGCGGAUCUCCAACUGCCCAGAGGGAUUGGUCUCCAAUAUGUCAGAUCUGUCCUAUCGCCUAACCUCCCCUCUCUCCACCCCGACCGUUUUGCUCCCUGCAAAUGGAGCAGUGGAAACAGCUCAGCCGAUCAGGACCGUAGCUAUCAUUGCAGAACCAGAAGAUCAGCCCAAAGCAGAAGAGUCUGAGGAAGCACAGGAGGAGUGCAAAGAGGCACAGGAAGAAUUCAGCCAGGCGAUGGAAGCGCUAGAGGUGGCAGAGGAGGUCGAGGGCCAGAAAAAGGCAUCAGCAGACACACAAAGCCGCAGUAGCUCCAUCACUUCAUGGGAGAGCACACAAGGAACUUCAGAGAUGUCGUCCAGCCGCUACAGCACUAUUACACAAGAGGACUUUCAGCAGGAGCUAGUUGUCAAACCUGUCAAAUUGAAGAGGAAAGGCAAGAGGAUAAGAAAUGAGAGUGGGAACUGUGUGAACGAGCACAGCAGCUGGUCAGAGAGCAUGUACAGUCAGGAUGGCCUAAACAGUGAUGGCCUCCCAACGCCUGCCAGCGAACCCCCUUCAGAUCACACAAGCCUCAUGUGCAGCAGCCUGGACCUUCAGAGCAACGACUCGCCAGAACACGAGGGCUCUGUUUAUAUAGAGUCACUCAACACUGAAACAUUUUUAAUGCAGAACAUUUCAGAUAAACCCCAGAUUCAGGAUCAGGAGAGCAGUGUGUCUUUUCUGACCAAAGAAGCUCAGCUCUCAUGUCCCACAUCCCUCUGUCUUCAAGACACAAACUGCCAGGUUUACAGUGAUGCUGCCAAAACUGGAGAACGCAAGGAGCAAACAACAAGCACGCCAGAUGUAGACAUGCUGUUGGAGUGCACUUUCUCCUACAUGCAUGCAGCUAAUGAGAAGCCAGACAUGGAGGAGCCAUGUGAAAUCCAUGAUCCAGAGCUUCAGUCCAAAGAUGAUUCAGAAAGGACCUUUGAUUCGGAUUUACCAUACUAUUCCAUCAGGCCACUUCCCUAUUCGCCAGAGCCGGAGCCGGAGCUGUCACCCUCCAGUGACGAGGAGGACAUAUAUGCACAUGGAAUACUGUCAAGUGCCAGUCAGGGGGAUGGCCUCGGUAAUGCCGGCCUGCAGGUAUCUACACUGAAUCAGACAGAGCAGGAAGAUAUGCGACACAAGACAGACCAGUUUGCCGAGAGCUGGAUGGGUUACAGUGGGCCAGGCUGUGGCAUCCUCGGCCUGGUAGUGACUGAGCGACAUAUCUGGUGCCUGGACUUUAAAGGAGUCCUGUACUGCAGCAGCCUCACCAACGGCAGCCUGAACUGGCAGAAAUAUGAAGAGAAUGUCCAGCAGGUGGCAUUGUCUCCUUCCGGCUCAUUGCUGUGGAAGGUGGAACAGAAGUCUAUGACAGCCUAUGCCUGUGGUAAAGUGACAAUCAAGGGGAAACGGCACUGGUACAAAGCCCUGGACGAGACUUCGUUUGUAGCAUUGAGUGAUGACACAGCCUGGAUCAUACGCACCAGCGGAGAUCUUUAUCUUCAGACAGGGCUGAGCAUGGACCGGCCGUGUGCACGCUCGGUGAAGGUGGACUGCCCAUGUCCCAUGGCACAGAUAGCAGCACGGGGCAGCAUGGUAUGGGCACUGAGUGAGCAGAGAGUUCUCUUCUACAGAGAGGGACUCAGCAGCUACUGUGCAGAGGGCGAACAGUGGAAAUACGACAAAGUCAGUGAAAUUCAGCGUCUAGAGCCUAUAUGCAUUGCUCUGGGUGAGAACAACACACUGUGGGCUUUGGACACCAGUGGUAGCCUUUGGUUCAGAACUGGGAUCACGGCAAAGAAACCCCAGGGUGAAGACGAGCACUGGUGGCAGGUGAGCAUCACAGAUUAUGUAGUGUUCGAGCAGGGUGGCCUCUUCCAGACAUUGAUUCAGGCCACGCAGAGUGUCGCCACAGCUACCAAGGCUCCUGUGGAGCGGGUUGCCGAGCGUUUGCGCGUGGCAUUCCUCUGGCAGCAGUCUCAGUGUCACCCAAGUCUGGUCAGUGCCAAUCGAAGUGGAGUGUGGAUUGCCUCAGGUCGCAACGACUUCCACGUGGCCAAAGGCAGUCUUAUUGGGACAUAUUGGAGAACUGUUGCACCCAGAGGCCUCGCAUCUGCAACUAAGUGGGCAUUUGUAUUUUCCUCAGCAGUUCCAGCCAAAGAGGGGAGUUUUCUUUGGCUGGGUCAGAGCAGGAAAGACUUGUUCUGCAUUUGGGACCAGGAUCUGCAGAUGCGUCCACUUACUGUCCAGCUGCCUGCAGAUGUGGAGAUUGUGCAGCUGUCAGCCUGCAGAGAUGCUCUGUGUCUGGAUCAGCAUGGGCGUGUCCACAUUCGCACACUCACAGCCAACUGCCCCACUGGUCUCCACUGGACACCUCUUGACCUCAGCCAGCUUGGACAUGUGAGGCUUCUGAGUUUUUCCUGUGGAAGUCAGAAUGUGUGGGCAUGCGACGCCAAUGGUAUGGUGUAUUUCAGAGUGGGAACACAACCGCUAAACCCCAGCAUGAUGCUUCCAGCCUGGAUCUGCAUCGAUCCACCUGAGCAGCCUAUGGGUGUGCACUUAGUACGCGUUCAGACCAAUCCAAACGACCGCAUGCUGUGGGCUCUGGACAGCCGCUGUAACGUACAUGUGCGCAUUGGCAUCACAGAGGAGAUGCCAGUGGGGACGGCCUGGGAGCACAUUCCUGGACUCCAGGCUAGUCAGUUAGUUCUCAGCACAAGAACUGCAUGGGUGCGCUGUCCCAAUGGUGAGAUGGCUCGGCGAUAUGGGAUUUCAGAAAAGAACCCAGCUGGAGACUACUGGAAGAAGGUGCCAGGUGUGAUCAACUGGCUAACGGUGACUCCCAUGGAUGAGGUCUGGGCCGUUACCCCAAAUGGUGCCCUGACCCAGCGGCUCACCAAGACCCUGCCGCACAGCGCCGGAAGAAAUCGCGCCAACACAGGCUCUCUCAGUGGUGAAGAACUCGAAGAGGAGUGGGAGACACCUCUGAAAUAUUAUGCAAAUGAAAUAUGCACAAUGCUGUCGGUGAAAAAUGAAAUGGGAACACUAGCACUCAUUAUAGAGCACUGAUGUUAUGCUGUAUGGUAUAUUAUCACUAAUCACACGCUUAAUACAUUGAUGUCAUUGCUUUAUGGUGUCUAUAUCAACUUCCAGGAUUAAAAAGAUGUUUACCAAAA